UUAUUUAAUUUUUACGAUUUAUAUUUAUUUUAGGACAUCAUUAAAUUCGAGAUAGUCCAUUGUUGAAGAGCUGAAUGUUACAGAGGUAGUCAGUCUACGGCGUACGAAAGCAGAUUUAUAGUUUGAUACGACGUCGUAUUGUCGUCGUUCUUCUCUUCUCUUAUAAUAGUCAGAUUCUGUGUACGGUCUACUUUGUGGUUGGGGACACUUCCUGCAACAAAAAACCCUAGAGAGAUCAAUUGUCCAUGGACUUUGGCCUAACAGGCUAAUUUAUUGCAUUGCAUUAUGCAUCUGCAGUUUACAUGACAAACUUUGAAGUAUGAAGCAAGGGCAAAAAAUUCCUGGGGCAUCCCUCUCUUUUUUUAUAGCCAGUUGAUUUGCUGGGAUAUCAAGGUGGGAAGAGUUACGCUGUACACGUCAAGAUCAUGCUACAGGCUUCAGAGAAAAAAUUUCCCCUUAAUGCUGACGAUUAUAAGUUGUACGAGGAAGUUGGGGAGGGUGUCAGUGCUACUGUUUAUAGAGCUCUUUGUGUUCCACUUAAUGAGACAGUUGCAAUUAAGGUUCUUGAUCUUGAGAAGUGCAACAAUGACUUGGAUGGUAUUCGGCGAGAGGUACAGACGAUGAUUUUGAUUGACCAUCCAAAUCUCUUACGAGCGCAUUGCUCCUUCACCACUGGUCAAUACCUAUGGGUUGUGAUGCCAUACAUGUCUGGGGGAUCUUGCCUUCAUAUCAUGAAAUCAGAUUAUCCAGAAGGUUUUGACGAGCCUGUUAUUGCUACAACCUUACGCGAGGUACUCAAAGCUCUUGUGUAUCUUCAUGCCCAUGGACAUAUUCACAGAGAUGUGAAGGCUGGGAACAUAUUGAUUGACUCGAAUGGUGCUGUUAAAUUAGCAGACUUUGGAGUUUCUGCAUGCAUGUUUGAUACUGGUGAUCGUCAGCGGUCAAGAAAUACGUUUGUUGGAACCCCAUGCUGGAUGGCUCCUGAAGUCAUGCAGCAAUUGCAUGGAUAUGAUUUCAAAGCAGAUAUUUGGUCGUUUGGAAUAACAGCACUUGAACUUGCUCAUGGUCAUGCACCAUUUUCGAAAUACCCGCCUAUGAAGGUUUUACUGAUGACCCUACAAAAUGCACCACCUGGGCUGGAUUAUGAAAGAGACAAAAGAUUCACUAAGUCUUUCAAAGAAAUGGUUGCUGCAUGCUUGGUAAAGGAUCCAAAAAAACGCCCGAGCUCUGAAAAGCUACUGAAGCACCCUUUCUUCAAACAUGCGCGUUCAAAUGAUUAUUUGUCCCGUAGUAUACUUGAUGGUCUGCCUCCUCUAGGUGAACGUUUUAGGACACUUAAGGAUAAAGAAGCAGAUAUUCUUAUGCAAAACAAGGCAUUGCAUGAGGAUAAGGAACAUUUAUCACAGCAAGAGUAUAUCCGAGGAAUCAGUGCCUGGAACUUCAAUCUGGAGGAUCUGAAGAAUCAAGCUGCACUUAUUCAAGAUGAUGAUAUUAUGAACAUGGAAGACUCGAGUGUACAUGGAACUUGCACAAACAGGCAAGAUGAUGCUGGCUCCCAUGUACCUCCUGUAUAUUCUGAGCAGGCUACCCAUUCUAAUAGGACAGCUCAAUUGGAGGAUGAGCUAAAUGAUAUUGAUGGAUUGGAGAGCUCGUUGUCUGCAUUUCCAAUGAAACCCCUUCAGGCUCUCAAAGGUUGUUUUGAUGUGUGCGAUGACGACAUGGGUUCGGAUAGUCCAAACUCAAGAGACUCUGCACAUUCAGAUCAUGAACAGCAUAGUCAGCAACUGGGAUCUAAUUGUGCCCCAGAUCGAGAAUCAGGAAGAGAUAAUAUUGGAGAUUCUAGCCAAAGGGGAUCCUUAUCCUAUUCAGUCAUUGCAGGGCAUAAAAAAAUUUCCAGUGGCUCACUGCUGCCUGAUAAAGUUCUCUCUCCAAAAAAAUUUAUUGGUGAUGGAGACAGGGACCAUCUACAACCAAGACUUCACUCUGAGCGAAACUAUAGUGGUCCACUGCAGCAUCGACAAAAGAAAGAAUUUAGUUAUUCUGCUUCUGGGGAGGAUGCAUCUGAAGGUGCUUUUGUGGAACGUAGAGGACGUUUCCAGGUCACAUCAGCCGAUCCAAAUCAGAAGGGUCCUGCAAACCACUUCAACUCAAUGUCUAGUGUUUCCCCGAGCCCGACAACACCAGGCUUUUCAGCUUCAUCAGUUUUUUCAUUGUUGCAAUUUAUGUUGCAACAGAAUUCUAUGCAAAGAGAAGAGAUAGUUAAAUUGAUGAAAUAUGUGGAGCAAGUUUCAGGCAAUGCGAGUGAGUUGUCCGAGGCAGAAACAAGCGACGUUUUGCAGAUGAUCCCUAGUUCCUCGAGGGAGCGAGAUCUGCAAGCUCGGGUGAUUCAGAUGCAGCAAAGCAUCGAAUCCCAGGCUGAAGAAUUGCAGAGGCUGAGGACUAAAAAUAGCCAGUUGGAAAGAAAAUUAAGCGCAAUGGUACAAGAGCAUUGAGCCUAAAGGCAACCAGAUAAAGGAAUGCAAAUUCUCGGAACAAUUUAUCCAUCAUCGCUAAAAAGAAAUUGUUGUAGCCUUGCACAAUGUAACGCCCCAGUGCUUGUGUCUGUGUGAAUAUAAAUUGCUCGAUGUAUAAUAUUUCGCCAUUUUCAGACUGGUGUGGUCUGGUCAGGUAUGUAUCAUUCCUAUUGUUCAUUGUGUGUAAA
Molecule: messenger RNA, 2701 nt
Organism: Andrographis paniculata
Lineage: Eukaryota; Viridiplantae; Streptophyta; Magnoliopsida; Lamiales; Acanthaceae
Exons: 22
Coding region: 426-2492 (688 amino acids)
Biological process (GO): protein phosphorylation
Molecular function (GO): protein serine/threonine kinase activator activity; protein kinase activity; ATP binding
Source: RefSeq, a predicted model, not a curated record